AUGUAGAAAUUUGAUAAGGAGAGAUAUUUUCAUAAGAGUCCAGAAUAAAUAAGAAGGGAGAAACUUGACAUGAAGAUGCAAAAUGUUAAAGAUGAUCAACAAAAUGGCGUCGUUAAGUAUUUCAUGAAACACAAAAGUUCGGAUUAACUGCAGUCUCCCGUUCAUAAUGUUCAAUACUAUAGUAAUAAAGACAAACCGAAAAUGGUACUUUAUCGCACUCUCCAGAAAGUUUAAGUCGAACCUGAAGUUAGGAUAGAUGAAGUUAAGGAAUUAAGAUGGCGUGUAUUAUCGAAAAAUUGCCAGAACUUGUUGGAAUUAAGUAGGGUUGCUCUUGAUAAACUGAGUGAAUUUAAGUUUAUUUCACCAACACCAUAAGCUUCGAAACCAGCAUCAAAUCCUAAAAUUAAGUUUCUUUCUAAAAGGCAUUCUAUCGAACUUCGUUUAGGGGAUAUCACUACUCCACCUCCAUCACAACCUAAACCAGCUCCAAAAAUACUGCAAGAUCCCUUCUAUGCCAAAUUUAAGAAAUUUUAUUAAAAAAUUGGGUUGCAAGUUAAGGAGCCUAAUAAAUUUAAUCUCAAUCAAGAUGAUAGAUAAACCUUACAGAGUUCUGAAAAAUAAACUCAUAAGAAACACAGAAGUUUGCAUGUCUCUCCACAAUAAUCAAGUUUGAAUUUCUCUCAAAAGAAACCAAAGAAUGCGUAUUUUCUUUAGGAACUCUUAAAAGUGUCCUCCAACGCUUACAGAUUUUAAGUGAGUUUAAAAAAGGACCAAUCAGAAAAUAUCGAAGAAACUAGUCAAAAGGUAAAUAACAUAUAGUCAGAUUUUGACAAGUUCCACAAGUUAUUAAAUUAGUCUGACUCAUUUUGA
Paramecium tetraurelia is the source of this 870-nucleotide messenger RNA. RefSeq lists its product as uncharacterized. Lineage: Eukaryota; Ciliophora; Oligohymenophorea; Peniculida; Parameciidae. The record is from RefSeq and is a predicted model, not a curated record. The transcript is spliced from 2 exons.